Molecule: messenger RNA, 3582 nt
Organism: Fonsecaea pedrosoi CBS 271.37
Lineage: Eukaryota; Fungi; Ascomycota; Eurotiomycetes; Chaetothyriales; Herpotrichiellaceae
Exons: 3
Coding region: 1-3582 (1193 amino acids)
Biological process (GO): protein transport to vacuole involved in ubiquitin-dependent protein catabolic process via the multivesicular body sorting pathway
Cellular component (GO): ESCRT-0 complex
Molecular function (GO): protein binding
Source: RefSeq, a predicted model, not a curated record
AUGCCUGCGGUACCGUUCAAGGUCAAGGCGAUCUUCGAAUACAGAUCAGACGAGCCUGAUGAUCUAAACUUUGAUAAUGGCCAGAUAAUCACGGUUACAGAAGAGGAGGACGCGGACUGGUAUACUGGGGAAUACGUGGAUGCCUCGGGGGAAAAGCUCCAAGGCCUGUUCCCAAGGAACUUUGUCGAGAAGUACGAACCGACAGUCCCUUCGCGCCCUGUGCGUGCUUCGAAGCGUGCACCGGUUCCAGAGCCGUCCGAGCGUAUCCCAGAGCCUCCCGCACCAGAGCCACACCCUCCGCCAACAGAGAUAUCCGAACCUGUGCAUGACAGCGAGAAAGAAUCACUAAGAGAGCCAGCGGAACCGGCAAGAACAGAGCCUGAAGCACCUCCGCCGGCCCCGAAGCCUCAACCUGCUGCUCCCACCGCCCCGACCACCAUCCCAACUUCUCCCGCGGCCACCCGUGCCCCUCCACCUGUUGCAGAAAAACCAUCAUCUAGUUCUUUCAGAGACAGGAUCGCUGCCUUCAACAAACCCGCUGCCGCACCAAUUGCCCCUUUCAAGCCCGGUGGUGGUGGGCCAAGCAGUGGUUUCAUCAGAAAGCCGUUUGUAGCGCCUCCUCCUAGCAGGAAUGCUUUCGUGCCUCCACCUCACCGAGAACCUCCCAUCCAAAAACCAUAUCGGCGAGAGGAUGAUGCGAGUGUGAACGGAUCGGAAUCCAGGGAUCUGGCGGAAUCUACUGUGACACAACCAGAGCCUGGGGCGGAAGAGCAACCGAAGCCCCAGUCCCUCAAAGAAAGAAUAGCACUUUUGCAAAGACAGCAGCUGGAACAAGCGGCUCGGAAUGCUGAGAAGAAGGAGAAACCCAAGAAACCCCCCAAAAAAAGAGUCGAAUCCACAGAGGCCAGUGAACAGAGCCAGCCGCCUGAGCCGACUUUGACGAGACUAGAUUCCAAUGAGACUGUAGGCCGCCCAUCCGCCGAGGUGGCUGAAGGAGAACAUGAGCCUGUGGGUCUCCCUCGCCGCACCACAGGCCUCAGCACGCCACAACCAGCUUCUCGCGAGCUCGUCAGUGACACGAAUGACGCCGAUGAUUCAGGAGCUGCAGAUGACGAUGACAUUCAAGAAACAUCCACCGAGGAAGAGCGCCCAAAAUCCAAAGGCACGGAAAUACCCGUCCCAGCAGCUGCUCCUAGAAAAUCAAUAGAUGACGACCGAGGCCAACAGGUUGAAGCCGAAGAGGAAGAAGGAGGUGAAGAGGAAGAGGAAGAGGAGGAAGAUCCGGAAAUCCGCCGCAGAAGAGAGCUCAGAGAUAGAAUGGCCAAGAUGAGCGGAGGUAUGGGCAUGAUGGGCAUGUUCGGCCCUCCUGGCGGCAUUGGACUACCUGGUGCUGCGAGGAAGCCAAAAUCAGAGCCUUCUCGGCAGUCCUCUGAGAGCCAUCCGCAGGAAGAGCCACAAGAACGAGUUGCCCCAGUACGGAUCAUGGCAUUGCCUGGGAUGUCUCCAAUACCCAAGCGGCAAGACGAGCCUCUAGCGUCGCCAGAAAGCGACAACGACGACGAGACUGCACGCCCCACCCCGCAAGAACCUGGUGUUCAGGGAGAAAGCGAAGACUAUGUUUCGAAGCCCUUACAACGUCGCUCGACAGACCGUGCCGCUCCGCCGGUUCCACAAGAUCGCGCUGCUCCUCCACCACCACUACGUGACACUAGAGGUGCUCCUCCUCCUCCCCCAUCGGCCCCAAGAGCAGCUCCUCCAGUUCCGCAAUCACCCACCGCUCGAUCCGUACCUCCCCCUCCCCCAUCAUUACCGCAAGCGUCGGCAGAAGCACCUGGUUAUGAGGAGGACGAAGACCACGAUCCUCCGGAAGAGGACAGCCAGGAAGCGCUAGAAACUCCAAAUAGCGCGCCUACGCUUCCUCCAAUGCCGCCAGCCAGGCCACCUGAGCAUUCGGUCUUCGAGGCUGUUGAGAGCUCCACUUCUCCAGUCGCUGAUAAACGCGCUUCACGACUCCCGCCCCCUAUCCCUAUGAGCCCGACUUCUCCCCAGACCAGAGCUCCUCCUCCUCCGCCGCCAGGCGCUCCACCAAGUCGCCGUUCAACGACUGAUUCCCGCGGCUUUGGCACCAUGCAUUCUCCUAAGCCUGAUUCGGAUGACGAGGAGGAAGUUACGGAAUAUGACGGAGACUACGAUACAGAUAUCGCUUCGAGUGCAAAGCACAAAGAUGCGUUGAAGGCUCACAAUCGUGACUCAAGCCUUGAUGAAGGCGCCCUCACGGACGAUACGAAGUCUCCGAAGCACCCUCCCACACGAGCUGCUCCUCCGUUGCCUCCGGUUAGUAUUCCGCGAGACAUGCCACCACCGCCACCGUCUUUGCCAACGCCGAAGAGUAGAAGGUCUAUGGAUGCCCCGCGGGCAGCUCCUCCGCCAGUUCCACCUCCCAAGGUGGGCGAAGACGACGACUAUGAUCCGUAUCGAUAUACUGCACCUCAGCAUCCUCCGCCCUCUCUUCAUACCAAAAUGCCAUAUUCUACAUCACUGCAAUCACCCAGAGAGGAGCUCGAGGAAGAUGACAUGUACAGUGCAAUGCCGAAAACAACUGCUAUACCACCGCCACCACCAGCAGAAAGGCCAGCACCUCCACCUCCACCACCAGAGCCGGAGUAUACUGCGCCGCCGACCCUCGCACCUCCUCCCCCAACAGACAUCCCUGAACAGAGUACCGACCUCCGAAGGUCUGGUACUCUCUCUCGCCGUUCAAUGGACCAUGCUCGGGGAAGCAGUGAACAGGGGUAUAUUGCUCAAGACAUUGACCUCGCAAAGGGCUCAAUGUGGUGGACGCAAACCAAUGUACCACCUCCUUCACUGCAAGGAAGACCUGAUGUUCUGUACGAAAUGGAGACUGGUUCCUCUACUAAACGUGGAGGCAGGACUACCAUCUCAAAGGAUAUUUACGUGCUUUACAUGGAUUAUUCCCAGACUACCAUCAAUGUUAGCUUCGAUGCGGCAGACCCAACCCACGUGACAUUGGAACAAAGCCACGGGCGACCGCCCCCUGCACCUCGGCGUGAUCAACUGGAAAAUGCAUCUGUUCAGUACGGGAAUCAGAUCGCAAGAGUGGCGAGUGGUCUUUCUGGCACGACUGUUGGCGAUGGUUCCGCGCGAGGAUUUGUCCUCGAACUCCUAAAACCCCAUCCGACAGCACUCCUGCCGGUUGGCACAAGAGCAUAUGGUGCUCUGGUCUACUCCAACCUGGGCAACGCAUCUACACAGCAAUUUGAUGAAAUACGACCAGGUGACAUUGUCACGUUCCGUAAUGCGAAGUUCUCUGGCCACAAAGGUGGGCUGCAUCAAAAAUAUAGUGUCGAUGUCGGGAAACCUGAGCACGUAGCUGUGGUCAUCGAUUGGGAUGGUACCAAGAAGAAGAUCCGUGCGUGGGAGCAGGGAAGAGACCUGGAAAAGGGCAAAAAGCCAAAGGUGAGAGAGGAGAGCUUUAAGGUCGGAGAUCUGAAAAGCGGAGAGGUGAUGGUCUGGAGGAUCAUGCCCAGGACGUGGGUGAAUUGGGAUACUACCAAGUCGUGA